GUUUUUAACUUCCGGAAUUUGCCGGUGCACUGUCGACGAAAGUUUUCACAUGUUUACAUUAUGGGGGCAUCAAACAGCACCAGAAGGGUAGUUAUAGAAGAUUCAAGUGGUAGCGGCGUUGCAGUUACGGUAUCACAGUCUGUUGUUAGACGACUUAAAGGGGAAACAGAAUCUGAACCAAAGACUGAUCAUACUGAAACUAGAAGGGAACAAUUUAGUGAUUCCAUUACAGAAACAAGAAUCCCUAGGGAACCUUCACAAGAAGUCAAGAAAUUAGAGAGUUAUUAUCAAAGCAAACUUGCAGAAUUAGAAAAGAGGAAUGCAUCUUUAUUAAAACAAACUACAGCACAGUUUGCCGAAGCAGUACAGGAAGUAGAAAAGAAAUUCUUGAAAACAACAGGGCCUCAAGUAUGUACAGACUUACAGACCAAGGUUUACCAGUGUUAUCAAGCUAAUCCUGACCAGACUUUAGAAUGUUCUUCGGUUGUAAAAGCCUUUGUAGAUUGUGUAGAAAGGGCUAGACAAAAUGCACUUUUACGGAAAGGAUGACCUUAAACUAAGAAUAGAUGACUCAUAAGACUUUAAAUGCAUUUUAGAAGUUUUUGAAGUGGAAAUAAUCGUUUAAUGACUGAUGUAAAAUCUUGUUUGAUAUACGAAUUAUCAUGAUGUUUGAAGAUUGUGCCUGUUUUGUAAUAUGUGAACAAUUAUUAAAUAAUUGAUUAUU
Messenger RNA from Mytilus californianus (California mussel), 724 nucleotides. RefSeq names its product MICOS complex subunit MIC19-like. Lineage: Eukaryota; Metazoa; Mollusca; Bivalvia; Mytilida; Mytilidae. Gene Ontology annotation, biological process: inner mitochondrial membrane organization. Bases 61 to 549 code for a protein of 162 amino acids. Gene Ontology annotation, cellular component: MICOS complex. The record is from RefSeq and is a predicted model, not a curated record. The transcript has 7 exons.